Molecule: messenger RNA, 7757 nt
Organism: Chionomys nivalis (European snow vole)
Lineage: Eukaryota; Metazoa; Chordata; Mammalia; Rodentia; Cricetidae
Gene: Zzz3
Product: zinc finger ZZ-type containing 3
Exons: 14
Coding region: 555-3284 (909 amino acids)
Molecular function (GO): zinc ion binding
Source: RefSeq, a predicted model, not a curated record
UCCGUCCCGCCCGGCAGCACGGCCGCGGUCACCACCAGGUGGCGCCGUGAGCGCCCGGCCCCACGCAUCUCAACCCGGAGGAAGGAGGGGACCGGAAGGAGCCGCCGCUGCUGCGGGAAGUGGAGGAGCGGGAGGCGGGGACCCACCUGGAAGCGCCGCGGCGCCGCUGUGGAGCUUCCUGCGGCGGAGGGCGCUCGAACCAGUGCGCGGCGGGGGCCGAGGGCGGCCACGCGGGCGGCGCCUCUCCGAGUGGCCGGGCCCGGCGCGAGAGAUAACAAGUUGUGCUAGUACAGCCGUAUAAAUAACUCCUGAAGUCUCAGUGUAACGUGGACAUUAGCAGUGAUGACACAUAAAUGCAGUACUAGGCGAAACCCUUCAAAAGAGAGACGUUUAAGAGGGUCUAGUAUUCUUCGAGGCUGAAGCUGAGAACCGGAAGCUUAAGCUCUAUUGUAGAUCAUAGCUUCAUCUGCUCAUAUAAGGAAAAGAAGGAAUAUUUCCACAAUGAUAGAUCUUUGGUUAUACAGGUUUCCCAAUGAGUGGAUCAUGAUGACCGUAUGGUAGGGACUUGCCAUAGUAUGGCUGCUUCCCGAUCUACUCGUGUUACAAGAUCAACAGUGGGGUUAAACGGCUUGGAUGAAUCUUUUUGUGGUAGAACUUUAAGGAAUCGUAGCAUUGCUCACCCAGAAGAGAUCUCUUCUCAUUCUCAAGUACGAUCAAGAUCACCAAAGAAGAGACCAGAGCUUGUGCCAGUUCAGAAGGGAAAUGCUAGUGGAAGAACUUGUGAUGUAAAACAGCAGAGUGCGCGAGAAGCGUGGGUAAGCCCUAGGAAAAGAAGAUUCUCCUCUUCCGAGAAGGAUGACCUAGAAAGGCAGGCCUUAGAGAGCUGUGAAAGAAGGCAGACAGAGCCAGCAGCGCCAGGCCUGAGGAACAUUAAACGCUGUUCUAGAGCUGAAGCCUCAAACAGCUCAGAGGAAGAUUCGCCUGUAAAACCAGACAAGGAGUCGGUAGACCAGAGGACAGUAGUGGACCAUGAUGCAGAGUUUCAAGGGACUAAACGAGCUUGUCGAUGUCUUAUAUUGGAUGAUUGUGAGAAAAGGGAAAUUAAAAAGGUGAAUGUCAGUGAGGAAGGGUCACUUAAUGCUGCGGUAGUGGAAGAAAUCACGGGCUAUUUGACUGUCAAUGGUGUUGACGACAGUGACUCGGCUGUUAUAAACUGCGAUGACUGUCAGCCUGAUGGGAACACUAAACAAAAUAGCACUGGUUCCUAUGUGUUGCAGGAAAAAUCAGUAGCUGGAAAUGGGGAUUCAGAAACGCAGUCUCCAGUGUUCUUUGGUAGUAGGAAGGAAGACAGUUGUAUAGAGCAUCUCGUGCCUUGCACAAAGUCAGAAGUGCAGAUCAAGUCGGAGGACCCCAAACUAGUAACUUCCUGCCAUCCCGUGGAACGUCGGAAUCAGCUGACUGCUGAGCCAGCCGUGGGCCCUGUUUCUGAAAUUCAGUCAUCCUUAAGAGAUUCUGAGGAGGAGGUAGAUGUGGUGGGAGACAGCGGUGUCUCAAGAGAACAGUGUGAUGAGAACAGUGGGGACCCUCUGGACACAGAUCCUGAAAGCAUGCCAGUCUCCGCAGAGCCAGAACCGUCCUCUACGCUAGACUGUGCUUCAGCUCAAAUGACACCUUUAUCCGAACCGCAAGAGCACCGGUAUACCCUGAGAACUUCGCCUCGAAGGGCGGCUCCAACCAGAGGUAGUCCCACUAAGAGCACGUCUCCUUACAGGGAAAAUGGACAAUUUGAGGAGAGUAACCUCAGUCUCAGUGAAACGCAUACAGUUGUUAGUGAUGAUGUAAGUCAGUCUCCCACAAAUCCUGUUGAAAUUUCUCAAAGUGAAAAGGUUCUGUGUUGUGACUCUCAAAACCAUGGAAGUGAAGGACUAAGUAAGUCACCCUCAGAGGCCACAAUGAAUGUUGGACCCUUGCCGUCUGCCAAAGAGAGUGCCAGUCAGCACCCUGCGGAAGAGGAGGAUGAUGACCCUGAUGUUUAUUACUUUGAAUCAGAUCAUGUGGCACUGAAACACAACAAAGAUUACCAGAGACUGCUGCAGACCAUUGCUGUCCUUGAGGCUCAGCGUUCUCAAGCAGUCCAAGACCUGGAAAGUUUAGGCAAACACCAGAGAGAAGCACUAAAAAAUCCUAUUGGAUUUGUGGAAAAACUCCAGAAGAAGGCUGAUAUAGGGCUUCCAUACCCACAGAGAGUUGUUCAGUUGCCUGAGAUUGUAUGGGACCAAUAUACCAACAGCCUUGGGAACUUUGAAAGAGAAUUUAAAAAUCGCAAAAGACAUACUAGGAGAGUUAAAUUAGUUUUUGAUAAAGUAGGCUUGCCCACUAGACCAAAAAGUCCUUUAGACGCUAAGAAGGAUGGAGAGUCCCUUUCUUACUCUGUGUUGCCUUUGAGUGAUGGUCCAGAAGGCUCCCAUAAUCGUCCUCAGAUGAUAAGAGGUCGCCUGUGUGACGACACCAAACCUGAAACAUUCAACCAGCUGUGGACUGUUGAAGAACAGAAAAAACUUGAACAACUACUUCUGAAAUACCCUCCUGAAGAAGUAGAAUCCCGGCGGUGGCAGAAGAUUGCAGAUGAACUGGGCAAUCGGACAGCCAAGCAGGUUGCCAGUCGUGUACAGAAGUAUUUCAUAAAGCUAACUAAAGCCGGCAUUCCAGUGCCAGGCCGAACACCUAACUUAUAUAUAUACUCCAAAAAGUCUUCAACAAGCAGACGACAGCACCCCCUUAAUAAGCACCUCUUUAAACCUUCCACUUUCAUGACUUCACAUGAGCCACCCGUGUAUAUGGAUGAAGACGAUGACCGGUCUUGUUUCCAUGACCACAUGAACACUCCUGCUGAGGAGGCAUCGGAUGAGGAAAGCAUUCCUAUCAUGUAUAGGAGUUUGCCUGAAUAUAAAGAACUAUUACAGUUUAAAAAGUUAAAGAAGCAGAAGCUCCAGCAGAUGCAAGCAGAAAGUGGGUUUGUGCAGCAUGUGGGCUUUAAGUGUGAUAACUGUGGUGCAGAACCUAUCCAGGGUGUCCGGUGGCACUGCCAGGAUUGUCCUCCAGAAAUGUCUCUGGAUUUCUGUGACUCUUGUUCAGACUGCCCACAUGAAACAGAUAUUCACAAGGACGAUCACCAGUUAGAGCCUGUUUAUAAGUCAGAGACGUUCUUAGACAGAGACUACUGUGUGUCCCAGGGCACUAGUUAUAGUUAUCUUGACCCCAACUACUUCCCAGCCAACAGAUGACAUGGAAGAGAGUGUCGGCUCUAGUUCUCGUCAGCACACAGCAAUGGCAUCAUUGUUGAAGGUGUGCUCCCCGAGUGUUCUCGUCAAGUACAGCUCUGCACCGCGUGGCUCUAGAUCAGCAGCUGAACAUUCCUGGUGAGCUGAGCGUUUCCCUGGUGAGACUCCACCACCACCUUAAAGCCUUGUAGGUGGUGAUCUGAGAUGGGCAAGAUGGAAAUGAGAGCACGCGUUAACGCGAGAGUAAAUCCCAAAGGUUUCAGAGACCUCGGUCAUAAGUAUGGUGAUGGAAGCCAAGGUAUUUAUAUUAAGUCAGUUUAGUGGCUUUCAGUUUUGUGAAAAUAGUUUUCAGCGCAGAAACUGACUCAUAGACGAAGUUCUAACCAAUGCUGGUGUUUGCUUCUAGGAUGUGUACUCUAAAAGAACUCUGUCCGGUGGUCACUGAUGGCCUUUAGUAGACUGGAGCUGCGUAACGGUUUGAUACCUAACUUUUAAUCACGAUGAACUGUCCUUACCAAGAGCAAAGCGUGAGGCGGCUGCGCUCUGCUCCCGUAACCAGCUCAUGAGGCGGCUGCGCUCUGCUCCCGUAACCAGCUCAUGAGGCGGCUGCGCUCUGCUCCCGUAACCAGCUCAUGAGGCGGCUGCGCUCUGCUCCCGUAACCAGCUCAUGAGGCGGCUGCGCUCUGCUCACGGUGCGAGUGUCGUGCAGCUGUCACGCAGAUACACUCUUAGAGUCAUGUUAUAAAGAUGAUCAUGUGAUGUGUGCAGACUGUGGUGAACAGUGCCAGUGGUAGACUGUAAAGUCUGAGUCACAGCGUUAAUCCCUUGAGAUACACAGCCUUCUGCCUCUGUAUUCAGAGUUGUCCGUACAACUCAAAGAAAACUGCCUAAUAUAAAAAUCAUAUAUAUGGUGAUCAUUUUUCCCUCUUUUGUAGUCUGCACAAGAUCCAUAAAAGAUUGUAUUUUUAUUACUAUUUAAUGAGUGAUUAAAUGUAGUCUGCACAGUGAGCAAGCGUUCACAAGCAUUCUUUUAUACUGCUGGAUUUCGUUGUGCAUCAUUUAAAACAUUUUGUACGUUUCUUAUCUGUCUGCAGUAUGUUCUUGAAAUGUUCACUUAUCGGGAUAACUGUGAGAAAUAAACUAUGUGGAUAUGUUGUUUAUAUUAUAGAAUGCUCGUCGUGGCCUCCUUUCAGCAAGUUGUUAGCUAGAAUUCAUCACUUGAAAGCCUGCUCCAUCUGUGUGCGCUUUCUGUUCUCUACAGAGGGUGAAGAGUGUGAGCUUGCGUCCUGCUGGGGGUGCUAGUGUCUGUCCAGUGUGCUGCACACUGCAAGGCAGGGCGCUCACCAACGUUCACACGGGGUCUCGGGAUGAGGCGGACAGUUCAUGCGAGUAGUUCCGUCCUGACAAGUCAAGUCCCGUGUAUAGAAACAGGUGAUUUCCAACAGUUAUCAACCAGGAAAAGAUAGUAUGUUCUAUGGUGGAUUAAGUAUUAUACUAGUCUUGUUUUUAACCUUGUUUGUUUUUCCUGUUUUUAAGUUCAGGGAACAUUAUUUACCAAUUCUUUUCAAUACUUAGCACUAAAGUAUUAAAAUCUACCCUGAAAUUUUUUAAGUAAGAAAAAUAGAAUUUUAAAUAUGGAAAUGAGAGUUUUAAAUAAUAUAUUGAUAAUGUAUCACUGGUCAUAUUGAUGCAGUCUAUUGUGCUCAGAAAGAAAAGUUGACAGGCUUUUAUCUCUGGGUCAUUGGUGAAGGAGAGAGGUGUUUCUAUACUAAAUGCUCAGUUCACAGCCAGAGGGCUGCCUUCCAUCUGUAAAUAUGCAGGACAGGGACAGCUGUCUGUAUAGAAGUAGUACCAGAUCACUCUGGAGAGCAGUUUCCAUCCAUCCACAAAUCCCAUGAAGCUUGAAACACCCCUUGGAAGGGGGUGAGCGAUGCAGCUGUAGUGACAUCAAGAGUGGACAAACACUUGAACGCCUUUCUCAAAGCCAAGGUUUUAGGCGGAGGUCAUGAUGGGGUUUUUCCUGUUUGAACAGAAGAUGGAUUUAUUUUGGAUUUUUCAGCUCUAAGCACAUCAUCCCUAUGACUUGGUGGGAAUGUUUUCUUGUAAUUUUAUUGGAGGAUUGCAGAGUGGGCGGUGCUCUUCUUUGUGUGUGGACUUUCCAUCUGUCUGCAAUGAAUACUGGCUGCUGACCGCUGUACUUGAGAAGCAGUGUUGUGAAGUGUCUUAGUAGGUCAGAUUUAUGUUGUGGCAUGUGAUGCUCAAGGUGUUUGCUACCAAUAACAAGCCAAAGCUGAUGUUGGGGAGAGGCACCAAUAGCAAAUGCCGAGACAGUCCUUACAGAGCAAAAAGCAAGCAUGUGGUAGGCAGCUCACUGGGUUCUCAAGCCAAUGAGGCAGGUUCAUUUAUUGCCCUGUUUUCAUGGGAGACCUAGCCAGAAAGAAACAAAUGCCUCGAGGCAUAUUGUUAGUGUAGUGAUGAGACCUGCCUUUAAGAUUUGUCUGCGUUAGGCUUGGUUUCCUAAGCAGGAACAACCCCCACUGUCAGGUACUCUGUACUCGGUGUGGUUUUGAUACCUUUGUUUCUUGUGCAUUGCUAGAGUACAAACCUGGGCCCGUGGUCACAUUCGUGACACAGGAGAGAGAUCCGUGAGUGGCUGGAGGUGACUCGCAGGAGCACACACGCAUACAUGCAUCUCCAUUUCCCCCACCUGACCCGUGGUGUCCUUUGACUCCUCUCUCCCUUCUUUCACUUAGAUCCCAGGACACAGCUGACUGAGGUACGAGAAUAGUAUUUAAAGGGUGACAGAAAGUGAUCUCCUGCUGUACUAGACAAGUCUUGUGUUGUGACAUUUCCCUUACGGCCAUGUGAGAUAUGAUGAAUGAACUUUAUUACUGUGGACAGCACGUUUAAAGCCAUGGUUCUGGGUGCCCUGGAGGAAGCGAGCGUCUCCAGGCAUUCAUUGUCCUUUUUAAGCCUAUAGAGUUCUGGUUUUCAGUGGCAGAGUUAGUAACUGCUAUUCAUGUGAUCCCAGAGGAAGCCAAAACCCACUGCUUUGCUUACAGGGAGUAUGUAUCUGUUAAAUGGAGUGAUUUCUGAGAGUUGUGUCACAUUGAGCUUCUUGAGAACACAGUCCAUAUCUGUGUCUCUAGGCUCUGACCGUUUAGCAGAUUCUCUACAGUAAUUGUUGGUUAUAUGACCCAGAGUUUUGCUAAGUUAAACUUUUUUUUCUUUAGAGGUAGUGGGGCCCAGUACAGAGGUGCCAGUAACUCUCAGGAGGCCCCUUGACAUGCCCCAGAGAACAGCCUCUACGUCCAACUUAACCAGUCAGAUCAUCCAUGGGUGUGGCUCCAUCAUGCUCGCUGGGAUGUUUUGGGUUCUAUCACAGCUGGGAAAGUGAAGUACCUUUGAUUGAGUUCUAGGAACUAGUUACUGAUUUGCACUGCGUGUAAUGGGGAAAUGAAAGGCACUGAAACUUAUAACAUGCUAUUUCUUAGUAGUAACAGAUGUGUUGGGAACUGCGAUAGAAAAUCCAGGCCUCUGUGGAGCUUAUAGACCAGCCCAGAAGACAACAAUGUGCAGAUAAACGUAAAUAGCCCUUAGUUAAAUAAAAGAACAGCAGUGUGAAGAGCAUUGUCAUCUUAGGUUGAGAAGCCCUCAGUGGCAAGGGUAAUCAGUUUGGAGUGUGGGAACUAGCUGUGUGGAUCAGCUGUAGGAAAAGGCAAGAGGAUGUCAGUGGUCAGGGCCAGAGCCAGCCAAGAACUUGGUUUGCUUGGGCAGCUUUGAAGGCAGGCGCUGUGGCUUGAGCAGAUGUGUGAGAGGGAGGGAGGGCACAGACCAGUUCGGGUGUGGUCUUGAGUAUAGGUCAUAGCCAGGGAGUUGACAUUUGUGUUUUGAUGUUGUCUUUGGAAGACUGGUUUGCAUUCCCAGGUACUGAUUUCUUUCUGUUGAAGUUUUCCAAAGUAGCUGCCACCUGAUGGAACCCCGGGCUGGUCUCCCUGCCUGUCUGCGUCCUCAUUUCCUCAUCCAGAGUUGUGGGUGUGGUGUUUGCCAGUGUGUGUUUUGUGUUUGGAGACUGUUAGUCCCUAGAGUUGCUUGUUUAAGCUUUGAUCCUGUAGCAGCACUUGGCAUCUUUGCUCAGAUAUCCAUGUUCCCCUGUCGGGAGUGUGACAGCCUGGGGUAGUGUAAGCAUUCACAGCUGUGUGGAUCUGGGAACAUGAUGCACCCUUGCUGGUAAGAGACCUGAUUGUAACCAAAGAAACUUACUUUCUUGUCCAGCGUUCCUGUUUAGGAGCCAGUGCUAGGGAAAAAGAAAUAGGAAAAUGACCAUGUAUCAUGAAUACAUUCACAAUUUCUCUGUAAUAGCUCAGAUCUGGUCUGUGGCCAAAGUUCAAACCAUAUAAGUGGAUCAUAAUUUUAAACUAUUACUGUGUUUGCUUCUGUUUGGAAUGAAAGCUGUCAAAGGCUUUCUAGAAUGAU